Molecule: messenger RNA, 5115 nt
Organism: Solanum verrucosum
Lineage: Eukaryota; Viridiplantae; Streptophyta; Magnoliopsida; Solanales; Solanaceae
Biological process (GO): DNA integration
Molecular function (GO): nucleic acid binding; zinc ion binding
Source: RefSeq, a predicted model, not a curated record
AUGGCGAAUGGUAAGGCACAAGAGACUACUCUUGAUGUGGAUGGUGAACUCAGUGUUAAGGGGAGAAUUUGUGCUCCUCGAGUUGAUGACUUGAUUAAAAAAUUAUUACCAAAAUCUCAUGUUAGUCAUGAGUCGUACAGAGCCGAGAUUCAGGUACCCCGAAUCAGCAACCUGCUCGUCGGGAUCCAGCUGAGCACUCCAGAGUCAGUGUUUUGUCUUAUUAGGAUGUUGCGGGGUCUGUCCCCACAUCCAUCUCAGUAUUUUAGAGGCUUCAUAGACAGACAAGUUGGCAGAGGGCGUCUUCCUAGACGUUAUGUUGAUGAGCAUGAGUUACCUGAUGCACCUAGAGUGCAAGAUCAAGGGGAAGUUUCUAAUGCCGAGUUCAGAGAGGCAAUUAGAAUGUUGAGUCAAGCUGUAGCUAAUCAGAUUGGUCAGCAAAGGGGAGCUCGACAGGAAGGAGCUGACACUUCUAGGAUUCGUGAGUUCUUGGGAAUGAAUCCUCCGAGUUUCAUGGGUUCGAGCACUACUGAGGAUCCAGAGGAUUUCAUUGAGGAGUUAAAGAAGAUUUUUGAUGUGAUGCAUGUGUCAGAUACUGAGCGGGUUGAACUAGCUGCGUAUCAAUUGAAGGAUGUAGCUAGAACUUGGUUCGACCAAUGGAAAUGGGGCAGAGUUGAGGAUGCACCACCUGCGAGUUGGGCCUGUUUUGAAGAAGCUUUCUUGGGUCUGAAAUUCACCCAACUUUCCCGCUAUGCUCCGGAGAUGGUUGCGGACAUGAGGAAUAGAACGAGCUUGUUUGUUGCUGGGCUGUCUCGGUUGUCGAGUAAGGAAGGUAGGGCUGCAAUGCUUAUCGGGGACAUGGACAUAUCCAGAUUAAUGGUCUAUGUACAGCAGGUUGAGGAAGAAAAGCUGAGGGACAGAGAAGAGUUCAGAAAUAAGAGAGCUAAGAUCGGGAACGAGUCCGGGCAGCAGAGAGGUAAUUCAAACCGUUCCUCCUUUCAGCAAAGGCAGAAGGGACCUGCUACAUCAUCUGCUAGGGCGCCAGCACCCCGAUACAGAGGGGAACUUAAUGGCCGGAAUUCGAAGGACUUCAAGGUUACACCAGCACAGUCUUCAGGUAGUGUGGCACGCGGAGGUAAUUCGUUUCCUGCAUGUGCAAAAUGUGGUAGAGUUCAUCCAGGGAAGUGUCGUCAAGGCCAGACAGGUUGCUUUAGGUGUGGGCAAGAGGGUCACUUCAUGAAGGAGUGCCCUAAGAAUAAGCAAAGUAAUGAAAAUUUGGGCAGCAGGGCCCAAUCUUCCCCAGCUGCUCCCCCAGACAGGAUGGCAUCUAGAGGAGCUACCUCUAACGGUGGAGUAGCAAACCGUCUUUAUGCAAUCACCAGUCGCCAUGAGCAAGAGACUUCUCCAAAUGUUGUCACUGGUAUGAUUAAAGUCUUUGCUUUUAAUGUGUAUGCUUUGCUAGACCCAGGAGCAAGUUUAUCGUUUGUAACUCCUUAUGUUGCAAAACAGUUUGAGGUUCUUCCUGAAAGACUUUGUGAACCCUUUGGUGUUUCUACACCUAUUGGGGAAUCUAUUCUAGCAGAAAGAGUCUAUCGUGAUUGUCCUGUUUCCAUCAGUCACAAGAACACCAAGGCCGAUUUGGUUGAGUUAGACAUGGUAGAUUUUGAUGUCAUUCUAGGUAUGGAUUGGCUUCAUGCCUGUUAUGCAUCAUUUGACUGUAGAACUCGAACCGUCAAGUUUCAAUUUCCAAAUGAGCCAGUCAUAGAGUGGAGUGGCAAUUCAUCAGUGCCUAAGGGUCGUUUUAUUUCGUACCUUAAGGCAAGAAAGUUAGUUUCGAAGGGUUGUAUCUAUCACUUAGUCCGAGUUCAUGACUCUAGUGUUGAGAUACCUCAUUUCCAGUCGGUUCCUAUAGUAAGAGAGUUUCCAGAAGUUUUUCCUGAUGAUCUACCCGGAAUUCCUCCUGAGAGAGAAAUAGAUUUCGGCAUAGAUCUUAUUCCAGAUACUCGUCCUAUCUCUAUUCCGCCAUAUAGAAUGGCACCAGCAGAGUUGAAAGAGUUGAAAGAGCAGUUGAAAGAUCUCCUAGAUAAGGAUUACCGCCAGUUGAAUAAGGUUACCAUCAAGAACAAGUACCCUCUUCCGAGGAUUGAUGAUCUUUUCGAUCAGCUUCAGGGUGCCACUUGUUUUUCAAAGAUCGACCUCCGAUCAGGCUAUCAUCAGUUAAGGGUAAGGGAAUGUGAUAUCCCAAAGACAGCUUUUAGAACCAGGUAUGGUCAUUAUGAGUUUUUGGUCAUGUCCUUUGGUUUGACUAAUGCACCGGCAGCUUUCAUGGAUUUGAUGAAUAGAGUCUUCGAACCUUAUUUAGACAUGUUUGUUAUUGUCUUUAUUGAUGAUAUACUAGUCUAUUCAAGGAAUGAAGAAGAUCAUGCUAGUCAUCUCAGAACAGUUCUUCAGACUUUGAAAGACAAGGAGUUGUAUGCCAAGUUCUCUAAGUGUGAGUUUUGGCUUAAAUCUGUGGCGUUCCUAGGCCACAUGGUGUCCGGUGAUGGAAUUAAAGUUGAUACUCGGAAAAUUGAGGCAGUGCAGAAUUGGCCUAGACCCACAUCUCCAACUGAAAUUAGGAGUUUCUUGGGAUUAGCUGGCUAUUAUAGAAGGUUUGUUGAAAGGUUCUCGACUAUUGCAUCUCCUUUGACCAAGUUGACUCAAAAGGCAGUGAAAUUCCAAUGGUCUGAAGCUUGUGAGAAAAGCUUUCAGGAUUUGAAAAAGAGGUUGAUUACUGCUCCAGUUUUGACACUACCAGAAGGUACUCAAGGUUUUGUGGUGUAUUGUGAUGCAUCUAGAGUUGGUUUGGGUUGUGUCUUAAUGCAGAAUGGCAAAGUUAUAGCUUAUGCCUCCAGACAGUUGAAGGUUCAUGAGAAGAACUACCCAACCCAUGACUUAGAGCUAGCUGCUGUAGUAUUUGCUUUGAAGAUAUGGCGUCAUUACUUGUAUGGUGUACAUGUCGACAUAUUCACUGAUCACAAGAGCCUUCAAUAUGUGCUUACUCAGAAAGAGCUUAAUCUCAGACAGAGGAGGUGGUUAGAGUUACUCAAGGAUUAUGACAUGAGUAUUCUUUACCACCCAGGUAAGGCUAACGUCGUAGCUGAUUCUUUAAGCAGGUUGUCUAUGGGUAGCACCGCCCAUAUUGAAGAAGGAAGGAGAGAGUUAGCAAAAGAUGUGCACAGACUGGCAUGCCUGGGAGUCAGAUUUACAGAUUCCGCAAAAGGAGGAAUAGCGGUGGCGAAUAGGGCCGAGUCAUCAUUAGUGUUAGAAGCAAAUGUUCAGAAGCAAAGAGUAUUAACUUUUGAACAAGGGGGAGAUGGUGCAUUGAGAUAUCAAGGUAGAUUGUGUGUACCCAUGGUAGAUGGACUCCAAGAGAAGAUUAUGGAGGAAGCUCAUAGCUCCAGAUAUUCCGUUCAUCCAGGUUCCACCAAGAUGUAUCGCGAUUUGCGAGAAGUUUAUUGGUGGAAUGGCAUGAAGAAGGGCAUUGCUGAGUUUGUUGCUAAGUGUCCAAAUUGCCAACAAGUGAAAGUUGAACACCAAAGGCCCGGUGGUUUAGCUCAGAGGAUAGAACUUCCAGAGUGGAAGUGGGAGAUGAUCAAUAUGGAUUUCAUCACAGGGUUGCCAAGGUCUCGCAGACAACAUGAUUCUAUUUGGGUGAUUGUCGACAGAAUGACAAAGUCAGCUCAUUUUCUACCGGUAAAGACUACCAAUACAGCAGAAGAUUAUGCCAAGUUGUAUGUUCAAGAGAUAGUGAGACUUCAUGGAGUCCCAAUCUCCAUUAUCUCAGAUAGAGGUGCACAAUUUACUGCACAGUUCUGGAAAUCUUUUCAGAAGGGCUUGGGUUCAAAGGUGAACUUAAGUACUGCCUUUCACCCUCAGACGGAUGGGCAAGCAGAGCGCACUAUUCAGACCUUAGAGGAUAUGUUGAGGGCUUGUGUGAUCGAUUUCAAAGGUAAUUGGGAUGAUCACCUACCUCUAAUUGAAUUUGCUUACAACAACAGUUAUCACUCUAGCAUCCAGAUGGCUCCAUAUGAAGCUCUUUAUGGGAGAAGAUGUAGAUCUCCUAUCGGAUGGUUUGAAGUUGGUGAAGCACAGUUGAUAGGACCAGAUCUAGUUCACCAAGCUAUGGAGAAAGUGAAAGUGAUUCAAGAGAGAUUGAAAACGGCACAGAGUCGUCAGAAAUCCUACACUGAUGUUAGGAGAAGGGCAUUAGAGUUUGAAGUAGACGAUUGGGUAUAUUUGAAGGUUUCACCCAUGAAAGGCGUUAUGAGGUUCGGUAAGAAGGGGAAACUCAGUCCCCGGUAUAUUGGACCUUACCGCAUAACCAAGAGGAUUGGCAAUGUUGCUUAUGAGUUGGAGUUAUCCCAAGAGCUAGCAGCGGUUCAUCCGAUUUUAGAUCGCCAAGUUCGUAGGUUGAGAACGAAAGAUGUGGCGUCAGUCAAGGUCCUUUGGAGGAACCAAUUUGUUGAGGAAGCCACUUGGGAAGACGAAGAGGACAUGAAGAAGAGAUAUCCGCAUCUUUUUGAAUCCGGAGGAAUGCGGAUUAAGGUAUUAAUUUCCUUCUUAAAAAGAGUUAGGGUUCUUGAGAUUGAAGAAGGAGAGAAGAAGAAGAAGAGAAGAAAGAGGAGAUCAACAAGAUCAUUGUGGAUUUUCGUCGGGGGUGAUAUUCAGGUACCCCGAAUCAGCAACCUGCUCGUCGCGGAUCCAGCUGAGCACUCCAGACAAAGGCAGAAGGGACCUGCUACAUCAUCUGCUAGGGCGCCAGCACCCCGAUACAGAGGGGAACUUAAUGGCCGGAAUUCGAAGGACUUCAAGGUUACACCAGCACAGUCUUCAGGUAGUGUGGCACGCGGAGGUAAUUCGUUUCCUGCAUGUGCAAAAUGUGGUAGAGUUCAUCCAGGGAAGUGUCGUCAAGGCCAGACAGGUUGCUUUAGGUGUGGGCAAGAGGGUCACUUCAUGAAGGAGUGCCCUAAGAAUAAGCAAAGUAAUGAAAAUUUGGGCAGCAGGGCCCAAUCUUCCCCAGCUGCUCCCCCAGACAGGAUGGCAUCUAGAGGAGCUACCUCUAGUACGGUGGAGUAG